AAAAAAAAGUAUGGCAUAUCAAAAUGGUGUAAUUCAUGACCAUCAUGCGGUUAGUUUUGUUCAGCCUGCAUUCAAUUGCAUUGCAUGUUAAAUAAGCUAAAAUAGCUUCAGAUUGUGUGACGUUAUGUCCGUCCCGGGGUACCUAUACCUCUCCCACGGAAAUAAAAAUAUGUCAAAAUAUAUUACAUGUUUUGCUAUCAAAUCUUCAGAGUCGAUAGACUCGAUAGAUUAUUGAAAGAUGUAUCACUGAUGAGAAAAUCAAAGGGAUGGAUCAAUAAAAACAUCUGUGUGAAAAGAUCACCCCUCGUAUAACCCUUUAUUUAAUUUGGCAGCUAUUGAACUAAAUUUGUCAAAAACGUACUGCUGUGCUGAUCUGCUGUGUUACUAUCAGUCUGGUUUUUGACUAGAUUUUACUUUAUACCGUUAAUAGCGUAUAAAAGCAUAUUUUUUAAACUCUAUCCGAAUGCUUUACAAUCUUAAUAAAAAAAGAUAAAAUGUUGAAAAAUACAAUAAAAUGGACGUACAUUUUGUUUGGUUUUGUGACAAUAUCACUGCUGUGCAACUGGUUUUUAUUUGUCACCGUUAGAAAUAGGACAUUGAUUCGCAGAAGGAUUGGCACAAAUAUUGCUCAAAGUGGAAAUAUUACAGAAAUGGAGUUGGAGACCGGGAACAGUGUGGAGGAUGUUGUUAAUGGAAGUCUUAUAGGCCAAACUGUAUCAAAAAAUGGACAUAAAAUUACUACAUUAUUGCACAAUGCUUUACUAAUGUAUUUAGAUCAAGGGGAUGGGCAUAUGAUACAAUUUACAUUAUUUCUGUAUGCAUCCUGGAAAUACGUCAUGAGACAUCGGUACCUCAAAUCUAACGUUACCAUUAUCGGCAAUACAACAUCCCUGCCAGACAUCAUAUUUGACUUGAUUGUGUAUUGUCACCCAGAAGCAUGCAAGCUUCUCCCAUUAGAUUGCAUCCCUAUUGAACAUGACAAUGUCUUAGAGGCUGUUCCAAGAUGCUGGUACAUUCCGUCUGGUCGACUCCAAAAUCAUCCAGACUAUCCCUCUAACUAUGGCUACAUUAACACAUUUACGUUUCUACUUGAUGAUAACUUGGGUCAGAUUGCAAACAGAUAUGAUAGGAUUUUGAGGACAGAUACUGAUGUGUUUAUCUCUCCAGCAAUAUUAGGUUGGCCCGUCAAAUAUCCUUUUGUUACUGGCCGAGGGGGUUAUGGAGUACCAUUUAGUGAAAACAGAUUACGGGAAAUAUCAACAAAACUUGGUUUGCGUCAUCAGCACAUCUCUAACAUUGGAAGCAGCUGGUACGCAGAGCCAGGUAUAUUCCUGAAAGCUGCUAAGCUUGCAUUGAAACUUUCAGUUCACUUCUACAACAAUGAAUUCAACAAAUCCCUACCAGGUCUUGAAGGUGUAUUUAACCAAUCGACUGAUGGAGUAUGGCCAAAGUGGUGGCGCUGGGUUUCAACAAUGUAUGGUAGUGAGCUAGCCGUCAAUCAUCUCAUCCCCAAUCUCACUCAAGACAACAUAGCUUUUCGAUAUAUGGACAAGGAAAGUACGGAUGGUGUGACACCAGUAAUGAAGGCACCUCAUAUACAUUGCUGGCACACAAACAUAGAAUUCAACAAGUUUGUAUUUUCAGAUAAACUUGUACGAUUUAUUAGAACAGAUAUUAAAAAAUUAUGGAUGCAGAAUGAGACAAUGUUAUACCAUGGAGAUUUGGAUGUAUCUGGGAUGACCAUUAGGCAAUAUGUGACUUAUAUAGCAUGGAAUGGAGUCCUCAAAUACGUACCACAUAUGUUUGAAAAAAUGAUGGCACAUUGAUUAAUAUUUGAAUGAGUAACGCACUUUAUUAAUACAAUGCAUGAUAUCAAACUCUUCCAUGCCAACAUGUUCGUUGCUUUGACUUACUUUAAUCAACCUAUUCCAAUUCUUAGUUUUAAUAUUUGUCCUCUGAAAUUACACAAAGUGAGAAAUUCUUGUCAAAUUGCAACUAGCUACUUUGGCUUACUAUACUUUAUGAUCAUCGAUUAAACUCAUGUCUGCAACUUUACUUUAUAACAUGAAGUCGCAAGGGGAUCAUUUGGACCCUCCUCGGCGAUAUUUUAUCAUUCUCUGAUUGCAAUAAUAAUGUUGGUAUUGUUGGAACCCUUGUUCAAUUGCCCCUCUAACAAAGUAUUGGACUUUUAAGAAAGAAGGUAGACAAAGGUCAAAUCAACGUCACUUACACCCCAGUCACAUUACAUACGGCGACCGCAAGUUGCAUAUCGUUUCUGCGGUCAGUAACAUAUCUACGCUCACCGCAGAAUUUCUGCGGUCUGGUACUUUUGCAGUCACAUUUUCCUACGGCAGCCGCACG
This is a messenger RNA of Owenia fusiformis, 2361 nucleotides long. The record is from the annotation of a GenBank genome assembly. Lineage: Eukaryota; Metazoa; Annelida; Polychaeta; Sabellida; Oweniidae.